Messenger RNA from Aureobasidium pullulans EXF-150, 555 nucleotides. RefSeq lists its product as uncharacterized. The transcript is spliced from 2 exons. Bases 1 to 516 code for a protein of 171 amino acids. NCBI's taxonomy places the organism in Eukaryota, Fungi, Ascomycota, Dothideomycetes, Dothideales, Saccotheciaceae. The record is from RefSeq and is a predicted model, not a curated record.
AUGGAGGCUAUCCGUGUCGAGCUGCAGGAGAUAGCAGAAGCCAUCGACGAGCUCGAAGAGAUACACACCGAGUCACCCAAGGAGUCACAAGACGACAUCGCCCUCCGUUUCCACUUUAUCAAGGAGUCGCUGGAGAAGAUCACCGAAAACUAUGAUUCGACUGUCAAGAAGCUGGAAAAGACCGCAAAUCAUUCUGUCAAGAUGGCCAACGAUUCUCUCAAGAUUGCCGUUCAAACCUCCAUCAAUCUGCUCAAGGAUCAAAUCGAGCGUCGCAAAGAGGAUGUAGCGCGCGCCGCAAAUCAAAAGAAGCAGCAGGCAUGGCUGUUGUCACUCUGUGACGAUGCCAUACACCACAGCGGUCUCAACAUGGUUGAUUCUGACAGAUUGGACAACUGUGUUGGCGAACUGUACUGUGAGGGUAGCAAGCAGCUCAAUCAGAGCAUCACUCGCUGGCAGGAGGAGAUUGAGAAGGCUGAAGGCGAGAUCCGCAAGCUUGAAUGGAUGACCCCUGCUUGAUACCAUACGACGAGGCAAGCUACGAGGUUCUAGAAGAAU